GAGCGGCGGACGGAGGCAUCAUGGCUGUGUUUAUGGACCUGAACGUGUCAUUUCUCCCGGACAGGAGCGACCUGCGCAGCGUCGUUGAGACGGCGGCUCACCUCGGGUUCUCCACCAUCGCCCUCAACUACGUGUUUGAGCCCACAGCCAAGAAGAAACAGGAGAUCCCCACCCCGACUCCGAUCAACGAACUGAUCGAUCAGCUGCCCGUGGUGCAGGGUCGGUCUCGUCCAAUCAGAGUGCUGAACAGGCUGACGGUGGUGAUGUCAGACGCGAGUCACUUUAGGCCGAACGCUCCGGAGUACCGCCGCUUCGACCUGCUCGCUGUCCAGCCGACCUCAGAGAAACUUUUCCACGCAGCCUGCAUGGUUUAUGACAUCGACAUCAUCUGUGUGCCGAUGACGGAGAAACUUCCUUUCUUCUUCAAGAGAGCGCCGAUCAACGGGGCCAUAGACAGAGGUGUGGUGUUCGAGGUGUCGUACUCUGCAGCCAUCAGAGACUCCACCAUGAGGCGCUACACCAUCGCCAAUGCCGUCAGUCUGAUGGAGAGCUGCAAAGGAAAGAGUGUGAUUCUGUCCAGUGCAGCUCAGAAGGCUCUCGAGCUCAGAGGACCAUAUGAUGUCACUAACCUAGCUCUGCUGUUCGGUUUGUCAGACGGAGACGCCAAAGAAGCCGUUUCGUCCACCUGCAGAGCCGCUCUGCUGCACUCAGAAACCAGGAGGACAGCCAGCGGAAUCAUCUACACCACGAGGAGCCAGCAGGAGGCGCCACAGGGCUCAGUAGACGGUGAAACUCCAGCAGCCAAGAGAGCCAAACCAACAUGACCGCGAGAACGACCGAAGGCAGGUUAGGGCGGGACCGACAUCGGAGGAGGGCGGGACUGUCAGUUGUGGAGGGCGUGGCCAACAGCGGAGGAGGGCGGGGCAUACAGCGGAGGAGGGCGGGGCCAACUCCAGUUUCUUCUCCUGCCUCUUUUUUCCAAACUGUUGAUGUUUUUUUCGUUUCUGCUGACAGUUUAAAGCAAAUUCUGAGUUUAAUAAACAGUUUGAAGAAUUCACAGCAGGGCCUCUGCUUCCAUCCUCUGUGCUCCCCAACAAUUCAAAGAAAAAGUCCAUUUAUAUGCAGAUGAAACUGGUUUUUAUUUACUAUCAUAUGGAAACUUGGACUGUGCAGCUGUGUGAGGACCAAACUGUUACUCAGCAGCUUGUAGAAGCUCCAUUAUCAUCAGCAUUAAUGGUUUGCUGUGGUUCACUCAGUGAUGCUUCGUCUCAUCGAGGUUUGCAGCGUUCAUUCGUGCACAGCUCUCUGAGCUCUGACUGGACCGUAGCAGCAGCUCUGUUCUUUUCUUUUGGGUCAUCGUCCUGUUGAUGACCCGGUUUUGGUCCAAGCGUCAGCUGUGGGACAGACGGCCUCCGAAUGUAGAAUGCUUUGGUGUGCAGAGGAGUUCACGCUCCUCUCAGAUCAUCAUCCACCGUGCUGACGGCUCGUGCGAGGGGUUCGAACCCUGCUGUGCGUUAAGGACAAACAGGUCCAGUCCCAGCUCCUUAAACUAUGGACGAGGACAUUGUUCCAAAACGCUUUCCAAACCCAAGUUUGCAUGUUAGACGGAAGACCCUUUCUCCUGCAGCUCCUCCAAACAAGCCUUACAUGUUUAGUCUUUUUCUAACUGCAGUUUCAUGAACUUUAAUCUUUAAGUCUUUUCCCUGUAAAGACAUUUAGGAAAAGACGACAGUAGAUGUCUUUCUGAAAGGGCUGUAACUAAGUUUAAGAAUAUAAUCCACCCACUGUUAUCAUCUUCAAUGCCCUGUACCAACACAGAGCAGAGCAGCUAUCUGAACUCUACUCCAACAGAGGUCGAUCAUCUUGUUAAUAAUUUUACCUCCUCACUACGUACGACUCUGGAUACUGUAGCUCCUGUGAAAACUAAGGUCUCAAAUCAGAAGUCCCUGACUCCGUGGUAUAAUUCUCAAACACGUAGCCUAAAGCAGAUAACUCGUAAGCUGGAGAGGAAGUGGUGUGUCACAAAUUUAGAAGAUCAUCAUUUAGCCUGGAGAAAUAGUUUGUUGCUUUAUAAGAAAGCCCUCCGCAAAGCCAGAACAUCUUACUAUUCAUCACUGAUUGAAGAAAAUAAGAACAACCCCAGGUUUCUCUUCAGCACUGUAGCCAGGCUGACAAACAGUCAGAGCACUUCAAACAUACGAUGUUCAGCUGAGAUCUAGAGCAUCAACACUUCUCCAGCACGAUGAAGGUCAAAGGUC
This is a messenger RNA of Pelmatolapia mariae (spotted tilapia), 2258 nucleotides long. RefSeq names its product ribonuclease P/MRP 30 subunit (gene rpp30). Gene Ontology annotation, biological process: tRNA processing; translation. Gene Ontology annotation, cellular component: ribosome; nucleolar ribonuclease P complex. Lineage: Eukaryota; Metazoa; Chordata; Actinopteri; Cichliformes; Cichlidae. The record is from RefSeq and is a predicted model, not a curated record. The transcript is spliced from 11 exons. Bases 21 to 824 code for a protein of 267 amino acids. Gene Ontology annotation, molecular function: RNA binding; structural constituent of ribosome.